Molecule: messenger RNA, 2018 nt
Organism: Helianthus annuus (common sunflower)
Lineage: Eukaryota; Viridiplantae; Streptophyta; Magnoliopsida; Asterales; Asteraceae
Product: beta-glucosidase BoGH3B
Exons: 9
Coding region: 37-1905 (622 amino acids)
Biological process (GO): glucan catabolic process
Molecular function (GO): beta-glucosidase activity
Source: RefSeq, a predicted model, not a curated record
AAGAACAUUAUCCUAUUUGCAACGGUGUUCAAGAACAUGAAGAAUUUGUUGAUUAUAGUAAUAUGUUUCUGGUCUUCCACGACUGAAGCAAUAUACUUAUUAUACAAAGAUCCAAAACAACCAAUCGGUGAUCGGAUCAAAGACUUAAUGAGCAGGAUGACAUUGGAGGAAAAGAUUGGCCAGAUGACCCAAAUUGAUAGAUCAGUUGCAUCCAAUGAGAUCAUCAACAAGUACAAGAUUGGGAGUGUUUUGAGUGGAGGAGGGAGUGUUCCAGGUAAACAAGCAUCUCCAUUUACAUGGAUUGACAUGGUGAAUGAUUUCCAAAAGGGAGCGUUAUCAACGCGAUUGGGGAUACCGAUGAUUUAUGGGAUUGAUGCUGUCCAUGGUCAUAGUAGUGUUUACAAAGCUACAAUCUUUCCUCAUAAUAUUGGUCUUGGAGUUACCAGGGACCCUGUUCUGGUUAAGAAGAUUGGGGCUGCAACUGCACUUGAAGUUAGAGCCACUGGCAUACAAUAUGCUUUCACACCUUGUAUUGCAGUAUGUAGAGAUCCGAGAUGGGGUCGUUGCUACGAGAGUUAUAGCGAAGAUCCCAAGAUCGUUAAGUUAAUGACCGAGAUCAUACCGGGUUUACAAGGAGAUAUCCCUGCUGGUACAAGAAAGGGUGUUCCUUUUGUAGGUGGACAAGAUAAGGUAGCAGCAUGUGCUAAGCAUUAUGUGGGAGACGGAGGGACCCACAUGGGCAGAAAUGAAGGCGUUACGAUCAUAGACGCCAAAGGGCUCUUAGACAUACACAUGACAGCAUACAAUGAUGCUGUUGUCAAGGGUAUAGCUACGGUUAUGACCUCGUAUUCCAGCUGGAAUGGAGUCAAAAUGCACGCCAGUCGUCGUCUUGUCACUGAUUAUCUCAAGAACAAGCUCAAAUUCAAGGGGUUUGUUAUAUCAGACUGGCAAGGGAUUGACAAGAUCACGACUCCUGAACAUUCUAACUAUACGUAUUCGAUCAUAGCUGGGAUGAAUACAGGCAUUGAUAUGUUCAUGAUUCCAUACAAUUACACCGAGUUCAUCGAUGGUUUAACUUACCUAGUUAAGAAAAAGUUCAUAUACAUGAGCCGCGUAGACGAUGCGGUUAAGAGGAUACUAAGGGUCAAGUUCACCAUGGGUCUGUUUGAAAACCCGUUGGCCGAUUACAGCAUGGCUAAGCACCUCGGAAGCAAGGAGCACAGAGAGCUGGCUAGGGAAGCUGUGAGAAAAACACUUGUUUUAUUGAAGAAGGGUAAAUUUCCGAAGAAGCCAUUGAUACCACUUUCUAAAAAAGCCUCGACGAUACUAGUUGCAGGGUCUCAUGCUGAUAAUCUUGGUUAUCAAUGUGGCGGAUGGACUAUUGAGUGGCAAGGACUUUCAGGAGAUAUUACUGACGGCACCACAAUCUUAUCAGCUGUGAAAAAAAGUGUCGACCCGAAAACUCAAGUGGUCUUCAAUGAGAACCCGAGCGAGAAUUUUGUCAAGUCUUACAACUUUGACUACGCGAUUGUUGUUGUGGGAGAGUUCCCGUAUGCUGAGACAUCUGGAGACAAGAGGAAUCUAACAAUCCCAGAGCCUGGACCAAGCACCAUAAAGAAUGUGUGCAGUUCAGUAAAAUGUGUGGUAGUCUUAAUCAGUGGUCGGCCCGUGGACGUGCAGCCAUAUGUCAAGACCGUAGACGCUCUUGUGGCUGCUUGGCUUCCAGGAUCAGAAGGUCAAGGGGUCACAGAUGUUUUGUUUGGUGACUAUGGUUUUACGGGCAAGCUUGCGCAUACUUGGUUCAAGUCGGUUGACCAGCUCCCGAUGAACUUUGGAGACCAGCAUUAUGACCCGUUGUACCCGUUUGGAUUCGGGCUCACAACUGAGCCUAGGAAGAAUUUGUGAAGAUGAUUAGUUUUGUUGGAUUUUAAGUGAUUUUUUUAUUUUAUUUAUUUGUGGGAAUUUAGUCUUCAUUAAUGUUGUAUGAAUAAAGCAAUUAAUUCCGUAUGUUUGACUAA